This is a messenger RNA of Volvox carteri f. nagariensis, 444 nucleotides long. RefSeq lists its product as uncharacterized. Gene Ontology annotation, molecular function: RNA binding; tRNA (guanine) methyltransferase activity. The transcript has 4 exons. Lineage: Eukaryota; Viridiplantae; Chlorophyta; Chlorophyceae; Chlamydomonadales; Volvocaceae. The annotation marks the transcript as partial. The record is from RefSeq and is a predicted model, not a curated record. Gene Ontology annotation, biological process: tRNA methylation.
CUUAUUGUUGUGGCGAGUCUGCUGGAGAAUGUGCCCAACAUGGCGGGUCUGUGCAGGACGUGUGAGAGUCUGGGUUGUGAGGCUCUGGUGCUGCCCUCCCGGGCCGUGGUGGCCAGCGAAGCUUUCAAGCGCCAGGCAGUCACUAGCGAGCGUUGGCUACCGCUCGUGGAGGUGAGUCCGCGCGACCUGGCCGCGUACCUGCGGGAGGUGCGCGGCAGGGGCUACCUCCUGAUAGGGGUGGAGCAGGCGGCCGGCAGCGUGCCUUUACAGACCUUCACCUUCCCGCAGCGCUGCCUGCUGCUCCUGGGCAACGAGCAGAGCGGCGUGCCUCAGCACCUGAUCGCGAUGCUGGACAAGUGUGUCGAGAUUCCCAUGCUGGGUGUCACUCGCUCCCUCAAUGCGCACGUCAGCGGCGCCAUGGCGGUCUGGCAAUACGUACAGCAG